This is a messenger RNA of Micropterus salmoides (largemouth bass), 4524 nucleotides long. RefSeq names its product NADPH oxidase 4. Gene Ontology annotation, cellular component: plasma membrane; NADPH oxidase complex. The record is from RefSeq and is a predicted model, not a curated record. Bases 329 to 2008 code for a protein of 559 amino acids. Gene Ontology annotation, biological process: superoxide anion generation; defense response. The transcript has 18 exons. Gene Ontology annotation, molecular function: superoxide-generating NAD(P)H oxidase activity. NCBI's taxonomy places the organism in Eukaryota, Metazoa, Chordata, Actinopteri, Centrarchiformes, Centrarchidae.
UUAUUCAAGAUGUUUUGCCUGCCUUUUUGACGCUCGGGCGUGCCGCAGAGCAAACCGACCUGAGAUAAGGAGCCAGGGAGAGAUGCGGUCGUGUUUCAGACGGAGCUGUUCACCGCUGAGACUUGUUGGGGGAUGAAAAGUCAAACUGCGCUCAGAGCAGACAGGAGCGGCGCAGUGCAGGGAGGACGGAGCAGAUACCGGCCGGUCUGCACACAGGCAGGCAGACGGAGACAGAGCUGCCGCUGCAGGGAGGACGAGUCUUCACCUCUCGGCCACACCGAGGCUUUUGCUGAAACGUUUGGGCAGCUGCUGGGCCAGUGAAGGCAUCAUGGUUGUGUGUGCGCGGAGCUGGUUCGCCAACGAGGGAGGAAAGCACUUGGUCCUGGUGCUGUGGCUGGGAGCCAACACCUGGCUGUUCCUGAAGACCUUCCUGCUGUACUCCACUGGACAGCAGUAUCACUACCUCUACAAGAUGCUCGGGCUGGGGCUGUGCAUCAGCAGGGCAUCUGCAUCUGUGUUGAACUUGAACUGCAGCUUGGUCCUGUUGCCCAUGUGUCGCUCCCUGCUCACCUUUGUCCGAGGAACACAUAUGGUAUCGAGCAGAAAGACUCGCAGACUGCUGGACAAGAGCAAGACCUUUCAUGUGGCCUGUGGAGUUUCCAUCUGCAUCUUCUCUGUUGUACACGUGUCUGCCCACCUGGUGAAUGUCAUCAGUUUCAGUGUCAGCUAUUCAGACGACUUUCCUGCUCUCAACUUGGCUCGCUACAGAGGAGAGGACCCCAAACUGAUCAUUUUGACCACAAUCCCAGGAGUCACCGGCGUCCUGUUGGUUCUCAUCCUCUUUCUGAUGUUCACUUCCUCCUCCUACUGCGUGCGGUCAUCCAACUAUGAGAUCUUCUGGUACACACACAACCUCUUCAUCAUCUUCUACGUGAUCCUUAUGGUGCACAUGGUCGGGGGAGCUCUGAAGUAUCAGACCAACAUAGAGGCCCACCCUCCUGGCUGCAUCAGAGCAAAUCAGAGUAGCACAGAGCGGCAAUUUGAGGAGCUGGAGAAGGGUGAGGAUGAUGAAAGGAGAUGCAGAGAGGAGGCUCAAUUCCAGCCACACUACCCCCAGACAUGGCUUUGGGUGUCCGGUCCUCUCUGUCUUUACUGUGCUGAGCGUUUCUACCGCUACAUCCGGAGCAGUGACCCUGUUACUAUAGUGACAGUCAUCAGGCACCCCUGUGAAGUCAUCGAGUUGCGCAUGCUGAAGAAGCACUUCAAAGCUCGUCCUGGACAAUAUGUUGUUCUGAACUGUCCAGGUGUCUCUUCAUUUGAGAACCAUCCCUUCACGCUAACAACAUGUCCCACAGAGAACAAGGAAACUUUUGGCAUCCAUCUCAGAGUUUUGGGAGACUGGACUGAGCGGUUCACACAGCUGUUACUUCCUGAACCAAGGAUAGACUUGGAGAUCCUUCCCAUGGUGCAUCAGAGGAGAUACCCCAAGCUUUACGUGGAUGGUCCCUUUGGAAGUCCAUCAGAGGAAGUAUUUAACUAUGACGUUAGUCUUUGUGUUGCGGGUGGAAUCGGAGUCACACCGUUCGCCUGUGUGCUGCAUGCUCUGCUUGACGGCUGGACGGGUUUCAGGUUGCAGAGGUUGUAUUUUGUGUGGGUCUGCAGGGAGCUCCAGUCCUUCUACUGGUUUGCUGAGCUGCUGUGUGCUGUGUAUCACAAGCUUUGGCAGGAAAACAGACCCGACUACUUUAAUCUGAAACUGUACGUCAGUCAGACAGACAACCUGCAGAGCAUGUCUGAGGAGAAGUACCGCCCACUCGCCUCGAGGCUGCUGGUUGGUCGACCCAGGUGGAAGUUAUUGUUUGAUGAGAUUGGGAAGACCAAUAGGCAUAAGCAAGUUGGGGUUUUCUGCUGUGGACCAAAGGGCAUCUCCAGAACUCUCCACAGACUGUGUAACUCAGCCCGAUCCUCUGGAACAACCUUUGAAUUCAACAAAGAGUCCUUCAGCUGAUCGAACAUUAGAGCUGGCUCUACAGUUCGGCAUCAGAGGAAAAAAACAGCAACUUUGAGAUGGAUGGAUUUUCAUACAUUUCUGGCAAACGUUCCUUAUUUGAAGUACUUCUCUGAUAAUUGUAGGCUACUCUUGGCUACUUGUAUUUCUAUACACAUCUAUCUGUAAGCAAACAACUGACACUGACAUGGAAAUUCUUGACUCUUCACUGACUAUAUUAUUAUUUCUUAUGCAUCCUGCCCAUGGUUAAAAAGGCCCAGCAGGACCAGACCUUAAUGUGUAGGCCUGUUCCUCUCUACAGACCAGUCUGACCCCCAAAGGAUGGCUCUAGGAGCUUCAACUUCAUCAUCAGAUCCAAUCAACCUCUGGCCAGCUCACUGCUUAGAUUCUGAUGCUCUGUUUUUCCAAAGCUGUUGGUAUUCAUAUGUGUCCUGACACACCUCUGUGGAGCAAAUUUGUUUUCUCACAUCUAAUGUGAGAAGAAAAAAAAGUCUGACCACAAGCACAACAAGAUAAUGUAUUACAGGGAAGAGGGAAUUCAAUAUGAGCUGAACCAUCAUGCCGGGACCAGACAAACUGUUUUUGAUCUAAACAUUUAAGAAAUGUUUCACUUAACCUUUACUUGACACCAAACUGGCACCCAGCAAGCUCUACCAAUCAAACAUUUUAGGUUAUAUAGAGCAAAGUCUAUCUUCUAUAGAUGGGUAAGCACUGUGUAUGCAUGUCCAACUCAAGGAAGAAGGAACAUUGACAGCCUAAAGGCAAAUGCCGCUCCUCAGAGAAAAUUUGAUUCUUUCUGUCUUAUCUGUCCCCUGUUUAUGCAUGUGCAUCAAAUAUCUGUUUUUAUGCAAAGCAAAACUACACUACACCUCAAGCCAGUAUUUUUAGGUUUUUAUUUUAUUUAUAUUGUUUAAAUGUAUUUUAUAUUAUGUGAAAACCUUCUGCAGGGCUUUGUCAAUUUCUACACAAAAUAAGAGGUUUUUUUUUUGUUUUGUUUUUUUUACAUAUCUCUAGAAAAACAAAGUUACUGAUAAAAAGAAAUGAAGAUAAUGGCGGCACUGCAUUAAUAACAAUAAUAAGUUUGAUGCAUUCCUACCAUUUAUCUUCUUUUUUUUUUUUAUGGCCAAACUGGAAACUCCAGAUUUUGGCAAAGAAUCAGCCUCUUUAUGGGUUUUUUUUUUCUUGUUGUCCUUUUUCUACAAGGAGGAAAAGUUUAAAAUAAGUACUAUAUUCUAUUUAUUAUAUCAUGAUUACUUGCACAUAGUAAGUGGGAAAAAAAUUACUGAUCUGGGCACAGAACACAUUAUUACUGUAAAUAGUUAGAUCAAUAGCUCAAGGACACAUUGGUGGAUGGGUCACAGUGGGGGGAUUGAACCUAGGUCUCUUACACCAAAGGCAUGUGUCUUAUCCAUUGUGCCGCCACCACCACCACAUAUAUAAUUUAUAGUCAAGCUAAUAGGCUACUUAAGAAACAAUGUUAUUUUGACAAACGACAUCGUCUGUUUACUUGCAUUAAACUCAACCUACUUUAGUUCUGUAAUCUGUUGACUAAGCUAUCUCUAAAUUUGUGAAGCUAUUAAUGGUUGUUAUUCAGAUUAGCCAUAAAACAUAAACACGAUGACUGACAACCAAAAACAACUCUAGGCCUAUCAGUGAUAAUGUGACACAUAAACCUUUUAUAAAGACAGGCAGUAUAGACCGUGACUAACAAAGAUUUUCUAUUUCUGCCACCACAAGUUGGAGUUUUGGUCAGUGAUUUUUUAAUAGAGGAAGGUUUCACACAAAUAGACACAAAUAUGUAACCUGAGGGAAAUCUGUGAAUGGUCGUACUUGGCAAUUUUGACCAAUACAAAUACACAACAGAGGGAUACUGUAGUUUUUCACAUGGGGACCCUUUUUCUGAGAAAUCUUGACGUUCAAAUAACAUCUUAGAAAGCAGUUUUGUUCUCGGUUAUUCUGAAAAAUUCUGAAUGAAUGCAUAUUUACUAAGGAAGGGAAAGAGGUCACUUGGGAGAAAGUAAUUUUGUUUGGACACUGAUUUAUUCAGUGUGAGGACAUAAAUAAUAUGACUUUUACAAUCUUAGCAGUCAUGACAGCUGCAGAACAGCAAACCUGGCCUGAAUCUAAAUUACCUAAAACACUUCCUUUCAUUCAAACUUUUCCUUGAGCUAUAGUUAUUUCAGUUGAAUUUUAUUUAACUCUGCUCUUACUUUAGUAAGCAUAUAGUAUUUACUUACAGUAUGUGAAUUGUUAACAGUAUCACAGUCAAAUAGAGUACCAUAAAAUGAAAUAAUAAUAAAAUAUGCAUCUGUGUUUCAGGUUAGUAAGGAAAGUCAAACAUUGUGGCCAAGGAAGGAAUAUCCACAUCACACAGCUGUCAUUGACUGCUGAGAAGCAUGUGUAAAUAGACACUGAAUGUACUCUGAGGUGAAUGCUUUAACCUGACAUGAGUCACAGGUCAAAUACCCACAUGAAAUUACUCUGUGUAGUGAUUAAAUCUUUUUUUUUUACACAGA